CAAAAGAGUACAGUGAUCUUGGUAUAUUUAAACCAUUUAUUUUUCGUUUCGCCAAACAAUCCCACGAUUACGGGGUGUGCUUUUGGUUUCCUUCUCUUGCCCGCACGCAUAUCCAUCGACUUGAUCGAAUCCCAGAAACAUCCACUUUUAGUUUUUUUUUUUUCAUUGCGUAUCCAUACGGUUCAGAUUGCUAGGGUUUCCUCUGCGGCACAUCUUUUCCUUUCUUUUAUUUAAAAUUGCUGAAUCCUAGGGUUUCCUUUUCUCUGGUUCAUGUCUGAGUUUUUUUAAGGCGAUUUCGCUGUUAAAUUUUGGCGAAGAUGCUUCGGCGUAUGGCCGGCGGGAAUGUCCACUGCGCCUCCCGUUGAGACAAUUUCAAAUAAAAGAAAAUUUUACCCUGGAGGAGCUUCUUGAUGAGGGUGAAAUUAUUCAGGAAUGCAAAGCCCUUAAUUGGCGACUUAAAAACUUUGUAUAUGAAGAAUCUAAAAUGGGGCAAGGAAAUGAUUAAACACAUGAAGGUACAUAGGGGAAGGAUAUAUCCUAAGAGUUUGUGCAAAGGCAUGGCUAAGGGAAAGCUUAUUUUGGUUUCUCGGUCAAGGGGGAAAUUUACUCUACAUAAUGAUGGUUCUUUGUCAUAUAUUGGUGAAGAAGCUCAUGCUCUUAGUAUUAACACUGAAAGCAAAUUUGAAGACCUGAAAGCAGAAGUGGCAGAGAUGUGGAAUCAUGAUCCUGAUUCCUUGACCAUUAAAUACUUUCUUCCACACAACAAUAAGACACUUAUCACAGUUUCUAAUGACAAAGACCUGCAACACUUGCUGGAUUUUCAUGGAAAUUCGGCAACUGUGGAUGUUUAUGUCUUAACAAACGAGCAUCAAACAAGCGACCAGUUGACCAUGUACCACUGUAGGUCUGGAAUGGUUGAUGAGCCUGUGACUCCUGCUGCAUCUGUUUCUGGAGCUACUGAGCAGCUUGAUUCAUCGGCUUCUCUUACUACAGAUGUGGACAAUCAAAAUAACUUAACUCCUGAAGCUCCUAAUGCUAAUGCACUGCAGAAACUUGUUAAAUCAUGGGAGAAUUGCUUAACUGGUCUGGAGCAACGGUUUAAUAAUGCUCACGAUUUUCGAGUUGCUCUGAAUAAGUUCUCCAUAGCUCAUGGAUUCGAAUAUACCUUUAAAACUAAUAGGUCUAGGUAUAUAAUUGCAAAUUGCAAAGCUGAAGGUUGUCCUUGGACAAUUCAAGCUGCAAGGUUGUCUACUACAAAGUUGUUUCUGAUUAAAAGGAUGAGUGAAACUCAUACAUGUGGAGCAGGAAAUAGUUCAUCUCGGCAUCCUAAGGUCUCUAGGAAAUUGGUCAAGUUUCUUGUAAAGGAAAAAUUACGAGAUUCCCCAAAUGCUAAACCGAGAGAAAUUAUUAAUGAAAUCCUUCACGAUUAUGGAUUCAAAGCAAGAUACGCACAUGUGUGGCGUGGAGUGGAGUCUGCCAAAGAGAAGCCUCAAGUUUCUUACGACGAAGGUUACAAUCAGAUACCUAGUCUAUUUAAGCAGAUCAUCGAGAACAACCCUGGUAGCAUGGCAACUCUAGUCACUGGGGAGGACUUAAGCUUCCAUCUUCUAUUUGUUUCCUUGCAAGCUUCGUUACAUGGCUUUAAGAAUGGAUGUCGCCCCCUCCUUUUCCUUGACACUAUGACCAUAAAAUCCAAGUAUCAGUCCGAGCUGUUGACCGCUACAGCUUUGGAUGGAAAUGAGGGCAUUUUCCCUGUUGCUUUUGCUGUAGUUGAUGUUGUCAAUGAUGAUAAUUGGCAUUGGUUUUUGGUGCAACUGAAAUCUGCACUUUCAAUAUUCCAACCAGUAACCUUUGUGGCAGAUAGAAGGGUUGGGUUUAAAAAGCCUAUUUCCAUGAUCUUUAAGAAUUCACAUCAUGGUUAUUGUCUCCAUCGGCUAAUAGAGGGAUUAAAAGGGGAUUUCAACGGCUCAUGUAGUGAAGAAGUUCUUCAAGUGAUUAUCACACAUUUCUAUGAUGCUGCUCGUGCAACUGCACUUGAUGGAUUCAGACAAUCAAUCGAGAACAUCAGAAAUAUUUCACCAGAGGCUUGUGAAUGGAUCUUGCAAAGUGGACCUGAACACUGGUCAAAUGCACUUUUUCAAGGUUCACGAUAUGGAUAUUUUUCAUCAAAUGUUGCAGAGACAUUUUAUAGUUGGGUAACUGAAGUUCCAAUUACAUCUAUUGCUAAGUUGAUUGAGACCAUCUGCUGUAAGAUGAUGGAGUUGAUGAUUACUCAGAAGUCAGAUUCAUGUCUGUGGUUGACAAAAUUAACUCCAGCUGUGGAGUUCAAAUUAGAACAACAUAUUCUUAAAGCUAACAUGCUUCAAGUGCCAGUGUCACUUGGUAGCACCUUUGAGGUAUGUGACAGUUUGGGUGCAAUAAAUGUAGUGAACAUUGAUCUCUGGGACUGUAGCUGCAGGGAAUGGCAACUGAAAGGUUUUCCAUGUUGCCAUGCUGUUGCUGUCCUUCAGCAAUUAGAAAGGAGUUUAUAUGAUUAUUGCUCUGAGUACUUCACGGUCGAUGCUUUCCGGUCAACAUAUUCAAACUCUAUAAACCCGAUUGCAACUGCAGAUAUGGCAGUGCUAAAGAAAACCUCUACAAUUGAAGUACGCCCUCCUGCUCUCCGUCAUGUCUUGGACCCUCCAAAGAGGAGAAAGAAAAAAUAUAUACAUAAAGGACCCUUUAAGCGGCCAUUGCAUUGCAGCAAGUGCCAAGGAGCUGGACACAACAGACAAACAUGCCAUCUAUUCUCGUAAUGCACCAAAGUUAAUUAAUGUAGAAUAGCAGUUGAUAAAUCAAGUUAGGUAAUUUAGGUAUCGUCUAGGGAGCUAGCUAAGGCCCCGUUUUUGGUUGGGACAUGCAGGUAUUGUUUGUUUAACUUCAGCAUUGUCGACCAUCAUGUACCAUUAUAGGGUUUAAUGGUAAUCCCGUUCUCAUGGAUGCUGGUUUUCUGUUUCUUCUUUUUUCCCCCUCGAAGUGUACUGAGGUUUAGAACAUAAAUUUAGGUUAAACCCAUCAGACAUUUGGUUUUCAAUUAAUCAAUUGAUUAAUUAGUUGGGUCGAUGGUUGGAUAACUUUUUAAAAUUGGUUUUAAUUGACCAAUAUUCAUACGGUUCAUGAUUAAGAAAAUGGUUCAUAAUUGAGAAAA
Gossypium arboreum is the source of this 3187-nucleotide messenger RNA. RefSeq lists its product as uncharacterized. Gene Ontology annotation, molecular function: zinc ion binding; protein binding. The coding region runs from base 411 to 2795 and encodes 794 amino acids. The record is from RefSeq and is a predicted model, not a curated record. Lineage: Eukaryota; Viridiplantae; Streptophyta; Magnoliopsida; Malvales; Malvaceae. The transcript is spliced from 5 exons.